This is a messenger RNA of Cucurbitaria berberidis CBS 394.84, 1065 nucleotides long. RefSeq names its product NAD(P)-binding protein. The record is from RefSeq and is a predicted model, not a curated record. The coding region runs from base 1 to 1008 and encodes 335 amino acids. The transcript has 4 exons. NCBI's taxonomy places the organism in Eukaryota, Fungi, Ascomycota, Dothideomycetes, Pleosporales, Cucurbitariaceae.
AUGACUCGCAACAUCUGCAUCACGGCAGGCGAUGGCCAUACUGGCUUCCUCAUCGCCGAGCUCAUCCUGACGAGUAACGAAUUCAAGAGCAAAGUCGACUCCGUCAGCGUUCUGUGCCUACACCCUGCUAGUCAUAAAGCUAAAGAGUUAAACAAUCUGGGCGCGAAGAUCAUCCCACAUACGCCCGGCCGCGAGCGCGAGAUGGUCAAGACGCUCAAGGAUUCCGGUUGCGACACUGUAUGCCUCAUCCCACCCACGCAUAAGGAGAAGUUCGACGUCACCGUUGAGCUCAUCAACGCAACCAAGAAGGCCAAUGUGCCCAACAUCUUGUUCAUCUCGGCUGCGGGAGCAGAUGUAGCUGAGCGCGAGAAGCAGCCUCAUCUGCGCGAGUUCAUCGAUCUUGAGUGCUUGGUCAUGGCUGCGAAGGGGGACGGCAACACUUCGACGGGCCACUCACCGUGCAUCAUUCGCGCUGGAUAUUUCGCUGAAAACCUACUCCUCUACGCACCACAGGCUCAGAAGGAUGGCAUCCUUCCCAUCCCCAUUGGUCAAUCGCACCUCAUGGCCCCAGUCGCCCUUGGAGAUGUCGCUCAACUCGCUGUGCAUGUGCUUACCGGUCAAGGCGAGAAAGGCUUUGACGACCGCCACCGCGGGCAACUUAUGAUUUGCACUGGCCCCUUGCUGUGCACUGGCUCCGAACUCGCAGCCAAUGCAUCCAAGGCUCUUGGCGUCUCUAUGGAAUUCGAAGACAUUAGCGUGGCUGAAGCCAAGAAGGUCCUCAAAGCGCAGAGCGACUCCGAUCCUAGUGAGCUGCAGUACCUACUAGAGUACUAUAGCCUCGUCCGUGAAGGCAAGACGAAUUACAUCUCUACAUCUGCCUUCGUCAAUGUCACGGGCAACCAUCCUCAAGAGCCCACAGAGUUCUUCAAGGUCUACGCUGCGAGCUUCUUACCUAAGGGUGGGGAGAACGGACACGACGGACAUGCGAGCAAGAAGAGGAAGAUCUGAGCUGCAGCUUCGUCUCCCUCGCGUCGCGUUCUAUUGCAUGGGUGGCCAUCUCACAAG